Messenger RNA from Vigna angularis (adzuki bean), 1569 nucleotides. RefSeq names its product AUGMIN subunit 8. The transcript has 6 exons. Lineage: Eukaryota; Viridiplantae; Streptophyta; Magnoliopsida; Fabales; Fabaceae. Bases 650 to 1135 code for a protein of 161 amino acids. Gene Ontology annotation, cellular component: centrosome; nuclear microtubule; cytoplasm. Gene Ontology annotation, biological process: centrosome cycle; spindle assembly. The record is from RefSeq and is a predicted model, not a curated record. Gene Ontology annotation, molecular function: microtubule binding.
UUUUCAUUUUCCCUCUUUACACCGUGCUGUAAACCUCUAACGCUUCAUCUUCUUUCUUUUAUGACCCUCUAACCAACAGAGAAACCAGCCAUCGCACAUCUCCUCCUGGAAUCACUGCCGGUGAGCAUGGUGUCCGGCGACGGAACUGGUGUGGCCAACUCUACUCCUCUCUCCUUCUUCGCUCGUGAAAAGUCAGGGCCUUUCUUCAUCUCUAUCCACGACCGGUCUUGUCUUCAUUCUCCAAAAAUUCUUAUUCUUGUUUAGUUUAGUAAUAUUUUUAAAAAUAACAGUGACGGUCUUGCUACAGAGUGGGGAAGCAAUGAAAGCUGAGCACUCGCUCGCGCACAAUAAUAGAGACGAUUCACACUUUCACAUUGGUGAAGCAGCCUUGGAAGAAAUAGAUUGUUGCUUCUUGAGAUCGGUUGUGCCAGAUUCCGCACGCGAGGUGAUAAAACUAUGUGCGUUGGAUCUUGGUUAGGGUUGAGCAAGAUAUUGUUGUUAUUCAUCAACUACGAGUUUGUUUGAUAAUCGUUUCAUCCAAUGGCGGUUUGCAAAUGCAAGAGCUUGUGCUGUGAAUCACACCAUUUUCCUUCAAGUUUGGGGAAAUUUCAUAUGUGCUUUGAAUACUCAAGCCAAACUGCGAUAUUCAAUGGUACUAACGAGGAUAGAAAUUGAGAGAGAGAAGCUUGAGAUGAAACUGGAUGGUAUACUGCAAUCUCAAAUGAAGCUAUUGAAAACAUGGAGAAGUAUGAAAAGGCAAUAUGUAGCUGCAAUCACCUUAUUGCAAGAAUGUUUGUAUUCUGUUGCAUGCAGAGUUCAUCUUUUGGAAGGUGCUCAGGUGGAUUUGAAAUUAGCAUUAGUUUCUCAGAAGCGUGCAUUGAAGCUAACAGAUUCCAUGAACUCUUCAUUAUCAGCUUUUUUACCCUUAGCUGACGAGAUUGCUGGAUUGCUAUCAGAAUUAGCAGAAGUUGUUGUACAGGAGAAGUUUCUCUUACAGGAAUUCAAUGAUAUGUUCCAUACCAUGUGUCUCCUUCAGGUAACUAAAUGUUCUUUUAGCUAUUCCUUUAAUGAUGUUUUUAUUACCUUAUCAAUUUAUUUUGACAUAAUAUAUAUAUUUUUACAUUUUUUUUAUUGAUUUUCAUUAUGCACCAUCUCAUGGUAAGUGACAACAUGAGAUAUGCAAUUUUGAUGUAGUAAAUAUUGUGAAUACCAAUUGUCGCUGCCCCUGCUUUCCAAGGACAACAUCACAUACCUCUCUCUCUUUCUUGCCAUCAUUCUUCUUUUCUCUUUUCUUCUGUUCACAGUUUGGAUCAUAUAUGUAAUACACUAGGUGAUUUAAUGGAUCAGCCAGAGUUAUGACCUACUUUUGGUGUUAAUCAAUGUUUCAUUUGCUUUUCAUCGUUUCCCCAUUGCUAAUAGUACAUAUGACUGUAAAAAGUUGAUACCUUUUCUCCAUUUUUUGUUUCUGUCUCUCUUAACUAUGCUUAAAAUAAGAACAAGAAAAGUGGUUUGUUUUGUCAGCAUAGAACAUAUGACUAGGUUCAUGUCCUGCAAAGAAAGAGAAAAUAU